This is a messenger RNA of Heterocephalus glaber (naked mole-rat), 5796 nucleotides long. It is a transcript of the gene Fam53b, whose product is annotated as family with sequence similarity 53 member B. NCBI's taxonomy places the organism in Eukaryota, Metazoa, Chordata, Mammalia, Rodentia, Bathyergidae. The record is from RefSeq and is a predicted model, not a curated record. Gene Ontology annotation, cellular component: nucleus. Gene Ontology annotation, biological process: protein import into nucleus; positive regulation of canonical Wnt signaling pathway.
GCGGCGGCGACAGCUGCCUGGGUCUGGUCCCGCGCAGAGGUCCCAGCGUGUGCGUCCCGGGCGCCGGCUGGAGGAGCCCGGGUCGCGUGCGCGCGGGUCUUGCCUGCUUUCUCUUUCCCCUAAUGUUGUUGGUUUCAAUUUUUUUCUGCCUCGUUUCUCGUUCGCGUUGGGUCGGGUGCUUUCUCCUGGCGCUGAGUGUCGUCUCUGGUGCAUGCGUGCGACUUGUCAGCGCGCAGGCAGGGGAAGAGGCAGGACUGGCCGUUGUGGAAAAGUGCGCUCUCUGGGCCAGGUCUGCCAGGCCGGCGUGGGGAAGACUGCGCUCCGGGCGUACUCUUCGCUGCGUCUCAACUUGAGUGCUGGUUCGCGGCAGCAGCGAAGGCGCUGAGCCCCGGGAAGCGGACGGCCUCGCUUGCCCCGAAGUUCCGCAUCGUUUGCAGACAACUCUUUUGUUCGCGGAAGUUUGCAUCCGCCACCCCCGGGAUGCGGGCGCGCAGCCUCUGACUGCGGGGCUGCUGAACUGGCCAGUGCGGUCGCGCUAGGGGGAGUUUUACCACGCUUGGCCAUUUCCCAGAAAGGAGCCACUCCAAGGGUGAGGGACCCAUGGGCAGCUGUUUACGCUGAUAUCAUUCUCCUGGGGGUACCCAGGCAUCACUGCUGCCCAGGUCUGCCUACCUGAAGAUGGCUUCCACCCACCCUGGGAUGCAGCCCAGCACCUGAGGUUCUUACCAUGGUGAUGAUCCUGAGGAGAAGCCUCGCCAACCAGGGAGCUGACUCUAUAGCAUGCAGGACCUUCAGCCCUAAACUGCACACACCAAAGAAGAUGAGUCAAGGACCUACCCUUUUCUCUUGUGGAAUUAUGGAAAAUGACAGAUGGCGAGACCUGGAUAGGAAAUGUCCUCUUCAGAUUGACCAACCAAGCGCCAGCAUCUGGGAAUGCCUCCCUGAAAAGUGCCAGGACAGCUCACUGUGGCACCGGGAGGCGGUGACCACCUGUGCAGUGACCAGCCUGAUCAAAGACCUCAGCAUCAGUGACCACAAUGGGAACCCCUCAGCACCCCCCAGCAAGCGCCAGUGCCGGUCACUGUCCUUCUCUGAUGAGAUGUCCAGCUGCCGGACGUCAUGGCGGCCCUUGGGGUCCAAAGUCUGGACUCCUGUGGAGAAGAGACGGUGCUACAGCGGUGGCAGUGUCCAGCGCUACUCCAAUGGCGCCAGCACCAUGCAGAGGAGCUCCAGCUUCAGCCUCCCCUCCCGGGCCAAUGGGCUGUCCUCUCCCUGCCACCAGGCGGGACUACACCGCUUUGGGGGACAGCCCAGCAGCCAAGGAGCACUGGGCUCAUCCCCCUGUGGACAGGCAGGCGACCCUUGGAGCCCCGACCCACACCCUGUGGGGGGGGUGCGGCUAGACCUUCAGCGGUCCCUCUCCUGCUCACAUGAGCAGUUUUCCUUCACAGAAUAUUGUCCACCCUCAGCCAACAGCACACCUGCCUCAACGCCAGAGCUGGUGAGACGUUCCAGCGGGCUGUCCCGUAGCCGCUCCCAGCCAUGUGUCCUUAACGACAAGAAGGUUGGUGUGAAACGGCGGCGCCCUGAAGAUGUGCAGGAGCAGAGGCCUUCCCUAGACCUUGCCAAGAUGGCACAGAACUGUCAGACCUUCAGCAGCCUCAGCUGCCUGAGCAUGGGGAUGGAGGACUACAGCCCCCAGAGCUCCUUCGCUGUCCACGCCAGCAGCACCCGGUCCUGGGCCAGCUUGCUUUCAGCCUCCAGCCCUGGGGGCAGGACCCCUGCUGGGACCCCAGUCCCUGAGCCUUUUCCCCCCUCCUUUGAUGACCGCCUCACCUGCCAGGAGGACCUGUCCUGUGAGGAGUCAGACGGCUACACCCUGGACGAGGAUUGUGGCAGAAAGGGGGAGCUGGCCCCACCCUGGAGGGGCUGCGGGGCCCCUGGGAACGGCCUCUGCUCUCUGGAUGGCGAGUUGGACAUUGAGCAGAUAGAGAACAACUGAGGGCCCGGGGCCCUGGUCCAGGGCGGGGGUGCUUCUCUCUGGGCCCUAUGGGACACUUGUAGGGGGACCCCAGCCCCUUCCGGAGAGGUUUCAGGUCCCAGGGAAGAGCUGUCUGGCUCCGUGAAGGCUGGCCUGGCCGUGCCCCACAGAAGGACAUGUCAGCCUCUCAUCAGCUGUCAAACACAUCAGCCAGCGGUUCCACAGAACUACUGUAGCCCACAGAGCAGCUUUUUGGUUUUCUUUUUUCUGCCUUGUUCCUUGUGGGAUGUUGGGCAGUUAUUCCCGGCAGGGCUAAGCCCACACUGGAGCCCCCCUCCGCCACCGCCAGGUGGGGAGGGGGAGGGGGAGCUCGGGGCUGGGGCCAGGUCCAUUGGGCCAUGCCUGGGCUCUGCUUGGCCUUGCUCAGGUUUACUCUGGGAGUCGGCCCCAGUCUUUCACUCAGUUUAUUCUGUGCCUUCUUUCCCAGGUCUCCCUCUCCGGGGAAGGUUCAGGGGAUUCUCCUUCGGUAGUAACACCAGAACCGUUUGGCCUUAAUCCCACAUGGAGGCACUGGUGGGCCCCCUAGAGGGUAAGCCUAGGUCUAGACUCAAGGUGCCAGGGAACGACUUGAGUGUUUGUUAGAGGCCAUCCACAUGGGGUAGAAAUUUGGUGGAUCUGUUGGCUGAAAGGCAGAUCCAUUUCCUUCUCCAGGGUACGGAGUGCCUGCUGCAUGCUCUGUCCCUUCAGGGGCUGCAGCCAUCUUAUCUUCAUGGCUCCCCCCUCCCUGAGUCAUGAGCUUGGUUGAUUCCGGUGAGUGAAGAGAUGUCAUGACAAAAGGGCAACUUCUUAAAGGUGCCCUCGGGAGACAGCAAUGUGAGCAGGUACACAAAUUCAGGCCCUGUGCAGGUUUCCGGGGUAAAGGAUAUUUAGGGCUGUUCUUGGGGGCCAGGGAGGGCCUUCGAGCCCCCUGCAGUAUCCCCAGCACAUUCUCCAGUGUUCACAGGCACCCAGGCUUUAGUGAAAGUGCAUUGACCCCUGCAAGACAUGCAGCCCUGUCUGCUGAGGGAGCCAGUCCUUGGAGCUGCCUUCGAAGGCAGCCCCAGCACCAGCAUGGCUUGACUCGCACCUGUACCCUUCCCGGCUCCUCUCCCCUUGCACAGCCCGUCCCUCAGGCUGUGCGCUCAGGAGCCCAUCAGCCCACGUCACACACACACAUCACAGGCCUCCAUGCUCUGGGAAUCUGGCUUUUAGCAACUUGGCAUUUUCUACAAACAAUAGCAAGUGGGCUGGCUUAUGAGUGAGUGGCUCAUUUUCCCAUAAGGCUAAGAAUCUCUGGUGUGUUCUCCUGUGUUCGCUGACCUGUGAUAAGACACUUUUGUAGUCACUUUGCUUUUGCUUCCCUUCCAUGGACCAGCAAAUGCCUCACUUCUGCAAUUUGAGUCCAAACGUUUCCCACUUUUCUUCAAAAAGACCUUGGUUGGAAAACUUUGUUUAAACCUUCUCUUUCUACUACAUCAAAGGGGUAGUGGCUCCAGUUCUGAUUUGUAGGUGGUGUUUCUUUAACUCAGCCGUAAGAUGUUUGCAGGAAGCCCCAUCUCCAUGGGGGAGGCCGUGUGGACAGCCUCGGGGAGAACAGCAUAACCUGUGGUGGGGACUCAGCUCACCUCAGUUCACUGUGGCUCUUGUGAGAGGUGUGAAAAGCUAAACCAGAGUGUAGGCAGCUCUGGGUGCACAGAGACAUGGCACCUCAUCCCUGCCUGCUGAUGGUGGAGGCCCUGUCUUCUCAGAACAGGUCUGGAGGAGAGGAGGAAGGAAGGUAGAGAGAAUGUGCUGAGCACAUGCCAGUGCCUUUUUCCCAGAAAACUAGGAUGGGGUUUCUGGUACGUGGUGUGGCCAUACCAAGAGUUGUGACAGUGGGAGUACAGCCCCAAAGCAGACCUUCCUAUGGAAGGCAGAGGUAGGCUUCCAUCUGGUCCACUCUGCAGGGCCAGCUAAGGCCAGGGCAUGGUACAGCCACCAGCUGCCUCUCCUUAAGGCCAGGACAGGAGGCACCUGCUGCUAGGUGUGUCAUAGAGCAGUAGUGUGGGUGACCUGUCCUCAGACUCCCCAACCCCCAUGGCAGGACGGCCAGUGGAGCGCACUGAGUCUCGUCCUCCUCACCUCCCCAGCUCCCCCAGCUAGUCCCAGGGACCAGGGAGCCCAGCCCCAGGGUAUUAAGGGCAGAAAUGUUCCAAGCCCAUGGAGGGUUUGCCCUUUCCAGCCUCACAGGCCCUUCUUAACUGUUCCUGUCCCACCAAAGCUCCUAGCCCAGGCACACAGCAGCGGCAAUUGAGGGAGAAGAUGGGGUGUUCUUUCUGCUUACAGAGAAGUUCACUUCAUGGUUGUCUUGCUUGGACAGAGCAGGCCCCAUCUAGGAGGCAUCCUGCUGAAUUAUCAGUGGCCACACUGUUCUGUGCUCCUCUCUGCCGGCCCCAGGACUCUGUCUUGAUGCUGUUGGAGAGGAGGAACACCCAGGAGGUCCCCUCUGGCCCCUUCACGGUUUUCCCAUGGGCAGUGGGCAGGUGGGCUCACCCUCACCAGCAUGGUGACCUCAGCUGGUGGCAGCAGUAGGAGCCUUGCCUUGUCAGGUCUGACGGGAGUCCUGCCCUGGGGGGGAGGCUGAGAACGAACUUGUAGGCCUUGGAGAGUAGGCUGAGCUAGGCCAGCUGCCUGCCCAGAGGCCUGGAAGGACGAGAGUAAAGUAGGAAGAAGGGUUUCCUGACACAUGGUAACCCCAUUCACUCCAGAAGCCACUGGACUGACAGGAGCUGCCUUCUGCCUAGGUGCCCAGGCCUGGGUCAGGGCUGCAGCUUAACCGUUUACUUGACUGCAAACCUUCUUGCCUUAUCUGUGGGCUGUGGAGGCCAGAGCCUGGCCCAGAGCCUGAGCAGACUCACAUCCAGGCCCCAGGGAGCAUGUUCUUAUCAUACAUGGGAUUUUCAUUCUCAGAAAGCCUUAUUUUUCAACAAAACUUUUGUAUCAGGAAAGUUUUUGAAUCUGUAUGCUGAAUGAAAAUCUAAGUGAAGGAAAAGGCCACAUAAAAAUGAAAGCCCGUUUCCAGGUGGGGCUCCUAGUGCAGAUGAGUGCGAUGCUCUGAAGCUGCCAAGGGGUGUUUAGGGCACCAUCUGUCUGAGCAAGCUUCCCCUGCAGUUAAAGCACACCCCUAGGUCCUGUGUCCCACAUGUACCCCGUGGCCAUGGGGGUGGUCAGCUGAACACCCGGGGUUCUGCCGGGCUGGCUCAGGGAGCCCUGCUCAGGCACUCUGCCCACAUAGGCAGUGAUGCUGUGCUGUGCCACAUCCACACUGGUGACCAAACCCCUCCCACUGGCGCCAGAGAAAACCAUACUUCUUAAAGAGACAAGAAAAGUGGUUUAACAAGUCGCAGUCCGAAGUGGAGCUCUUGUAGCCUAGGUAGGAUAGUCAGACCUUCUAGCAUAGUUUCAUUGGCAAAUGAAUUGAGUUGUCAGUGUGUGGGGGUGAUGUUGGGGUUGGGGACAGAUAGCAGGUAGGCCAUACUAGGGUCCAUUUUUUCCCACCCACGUGGUGUCAUGUUGCAGAGCUUCAGGAAUCGUGGUGGCCGGGUAGUGCUGGGCCAGGUCCCUGCUGGGGCAAAGCAGUCUGCACACACAGGCACUGGGACUGUCCUACCAUUGUUCCCCUCCACAUCCUGCUGUCCCACACAGGCCAUGACUGUCUUGCACUAGAGCUGCUCUAGCCUCAGGAAUUUGCUUGUUACUUUUACUGUGUAAAUAAAGCUUCCUGGUUCAAUACUCAA